AUGGGACUGGAGAUGAGAGGGUCUGUUUCCAGCAUGUCUUCGAAGGAGAUGAUGGACAGGGUGGAGAGUGAGCCAUCGAGGAAGCGGAUUGAGAGAGAGGACUUAGCGCGGGUGUUGACGCGGGGUAGUGUUGGUGGGGGGGCAGCAGGAGUGGCGGGGGAGCUGGAUGAGGAGGUUAUUGGUAAGAUCAAGAGCCUUGCGAGGACGCUGUCUCGGCAUACGACGCGGGACGGGCCGCUGGACGUUGGAGGUGACGAUUUUGAUAUGAAGGCUAUAUUUUCUGCGUUGGUGCAGGACUCGCAGAGACAGAAUAUGGAGUUUAGGCAGGCGGGGGUUCUUCUUGAGGACGUGGUUGUGAAAGGGACGGACUCGAGUUAUGUGGAGGGCAACGAUUAUGGGGAUGUUUUGAAGCUUCCGCUCACAAUUGCCAAGGCGAUGCGGGCGCGGAAGAAUGGUGUUCGGAUGCGCAACAUUUUGGAGAAGGUUGAUUUCAUAGCUAGGCCUGGUGAGAUGGUUUUGGUUCUUGGACGUCCUGGGGCGGGGUGUUCUUCGUUGUUGAAGACGGUUGCAGGAGAUACAGAUCAGUUUAAGUCGGUUUCAGGGUCGAUUUCGUAUGACGGGAUUCCGCAGGAUGAGAUGAUGAGCAACUUCAAGGCGGAGGUGAUCUACAAUGGUGAGGAAGACGUCCACUUCCCGCAUCUGACGUUGAGGCAGACUCUUGAUUUUGCGAUUGCGUGCAAGACGCCCCAUGUUCGUGUGAACAGUCUGACCCGCGCGGAUUACAUCAGCAUGAUGAGGGAGUUGUAUGCGACAAUUUUUGGUCUAAAGCAUGCCUACGACACGCCUGUGGGAAACGAAUUUGUGAGGGGGGUUUCUGGUGGUGAACGUAAACGUGUUUCUAUUGCGGAAGCUCUGGCUGCAAACGGUUCUGUUUAUUGUUGGGACAAUGCAACGAGAGGGUUGGAUGCCUCCACUGCUUUGGAGUAUGCGCAGGCUAUUCGGAUUAUGACGAAUAUUCUAAAGUCUACGUCAUUGGUCACAAUCUAUCAAGCCAGUGAAAAGAUUUAUGAAGUUUUCGACAAGGUAACCGUUUUAUAUGACGGUAAGCAGAUUUACUUUGGGGAUGUAAUGAGUGCAAGGGAAUACUUUUAUGAAAUGGGGUAUAUGUGUCCUCCUAGGCAGUCUACCCCAGAGUUUCUGACCGCUCUGACUGAUACCAAUGGAUACCAUAAGAUUCGUCCUGGCUUUGAAAAUCGUGUUCCAAGAACUGCUGAAGAGUUUGAAGCUUAUUGGAGACAGUCGAAAGAGUACAGAGAGUUGAAAGAGGAAAUCGAGGAUUACAAGAACCAAGUAGAUGGUGAUAUUACCAAGGAGCAAUUACAAAAAUAUAAACUGCAACGGAAGUCCAAAUAUUCUCGUAAACGCAGUCCUUAUGUGCUAUCCUUUGCAGAACAAGUGAAAUUGUGUACGAUCCGUGGGUUCCAAAGGAUUUAUGGUGAUAAGUCAUUCACUCUGAUCAAUACUGCUGCUGCAAUUAUUCAGGCUUUGAUAACCGGGUCUUUAUACUUCCAAUCUCCAGAAGGUACCUCGGGUGCUUUCUCUCGGGGAGGUGUCUUGUACUUUGCUGUCUUAUAUUACUCUUUGAUGGGUCUUGCAAAUAUCAAUUUUUCAAAUAGGCCAAUUUUACAAAAACACAAGCUUUAUACGCUCUAUCAUCCGAGCGCAGAGGCAUUGGCGUCGACCUUUUCUGCUUUUGUCUUUAGACUAAUUGGGUUAACAGCAUUCUUCAUAGUGUUGUAUUUCUUAUCUGGAUUAACGUACGAAGCGGAUAGAUUCUUUGUUGUCUAUUUGUUUUUAGUAAUGGCCGCGGAAAGUAUCAACGCUCUGUUUGAAAUGAUUACAGCAUUGUCUGGUUCCAUCGCACAAGCGAAUGCUAUUUCUGGUAUAGUAAUGCUUGCAAUUUCAAUGUAUUCUACCUAUAUUAUCCAACCCCCAUCUAUGCACCCAUGGUUCAAGUGGCUGUCUUAUAUUCUGCCAAUUAGAUAUGCUUUUGAGAGUAUGUUGAAUGGUGAAUUCCAUGGGAGGAAGAUGAGUUGUACUGAAAGCUACGUCCCAAGUGGACCCUCAUAUCAAGGUAUUUCGGAUCAAAACAAGGUCUGUGCAUUUGUUGGCUCUAAACCAGGUCAAAGUUGGGUUCUUGGUGAUGAUUAUUUAGGCGUGCAAUACGAAUAUUCCUACUCACAUCAAUGGAGGAACCUGGGAAUAUUGUGCUGCUUCUUUCUUGGAUUCUUACUGAUCAAGUGUUUGGCAACCGAAUUCAAGAGACCGCUCAAAGGAGGAGGGGAUUCUUUGGUCUUUAAAAAGGGAACUUUGGCCAGAAAGAAAAAAUUGCAACAUGAUGUCGAAUCUUCCUCACCGGGAACUACUUCUGAAGCGAAAUACAUGGUGUCUGAUGAUUCUAACCUUCCUGUCACCGGUGCUGGUAUAUUCGAAGGUUUAAAGAAUGAAGAUGUCUUCUUAUGGAAAAACGUAAGUUACACUAUUCCUUACAAGGGUACCAAACGGAAAUUAUUGGAUGAGGUGUCUGGUUAUUGUAUUCCUGGCACAUUGACUGCUCUAAUGGGCGAAUCAGGUGCUGGCAAGACUACACUUUUGAAUACCCUUGCACAGAGAAAUGUUGGUAUCAUCACGGGUGACAUGUUAGUUAACGGUCUGCCAGUAGAUAUCAGUUUCGAACGUAGAACGGGUUACGUCCAACAGCAGGAUGUCCACAUUAAAGAAAUGACUGUUCGUGAGUCUCUUCAAUUUUCUGCAAGGUUGCGUAGACCUGAGUCAGUCCCUGACGCAGAAAAACUGGAUUACGUUGAAAAGAUUAUUGAAGUUUUAGGAAUGACAGAUUAUGCCGAUGCCGUUGUUGGAGAUGUUGGCUACGGUUUAAACGUUGGACAAAGAAAAAAAUUGUCGAUUGGUGUUGAAUUAGUAGCCAAACCUUCACUUCUUCUGUUCCUUGAUGAACCGACUUCUGGUUUGGAUUCGCAAUCCUCAUGGGCCAUUGUUCAGCUAUUGAAAAAAUUGGCCAAAGCGGGCCAGUCAAUCCUCUGUACCAUCCAUCAACCUUCUGCAACGUUAUUUGAACAAUUUGAUAGAUUGUUGUUGUUGAAAAAAGGUGGGCAAACUGUUUACUUUAAUGAUAUUGGUGAGCAUUCUAAGACAAUAUUAGAUUACUUUGAGCGUAAUGGUGCGCGUAAGUGUUCACCAUCAGAAAAUCCAGCAGAAUAUAUUUUGGAGGUCAUUGGUGCAGGAGCCACGGCCACUACUUCUGAAGAUUGGGCUAAAAUUUGGAGAAAUUCUCCUGAAUUUGCCAAGGCUAAUGCUGAAAUUGACAAGAUACUUGAUGAAUUGAAGAAAACUAAAACACCUCAUAAUCUAGAAAACAAUGACAAAUACGCAACUAGCUAUUUCUACCAAUUCUGGUAUGUCCAGCAAAGAACUUGUAAAAUGUUUUUCAGGGAUCUUGAUUAUAUCAUGGCAAAACAGAUGCUUUUCUUGGUUGGUGGUCUUUUCAUUGGUUUUACAUUUUAUGAUGUCGGAGACUCAUACACUGGGUUACAAAACACUAUGUUUGCCGUCUUUAUGUCUGUUGUGAUGUCGGCCCCCGCAAUGAACCAGAUACAAAGCCGUGCUGUCAAAUCUAGAGAUCUAUAUGAGGUUAGAGAAUCCAAAUCUAAUAUGUUCCACUGGUCCUUAGUGAUGAUCACAGAGUAUUUAGCGGAGUUGCCUUACCAGUUCUUCUUCUCUACCAUCUUCUACUGCUGCAUGUUUUUCCCAUUAAAGUCUCACGCUUCCUCUUACAGAGCGGGUGUAUUCUUUUUGAACUAUGUCGUGAUUUUCCAACUAUACUUCGUUGGUCUGGGCUUGGCUGUUUUGUAUGCCUCUCCAAAUUUAGAGUCAGCUAAUGUGAUCCUUGGUUUAUGUCUAUCCUUCUUGAUUUCCUUCUGCGGCGUGGUCCAACCUUACCGUUUGAUGCCCGGCUUCUGGAAGUUUAUGUUCCGCGCAAGUCCUUACACUUAUUUCACCCAAAACUUGUUAGGCCUGCUAUUGCACGACAAGCCUGUUGUUUGUAGUCCCAAAGAGCUUUCAUACCUCAACCCUCCACAGGGCAUGACUUGCGGUGACUACAUGAGCGACUUCCUGAAGUCCGCAAGUGGCUACAUUCAAAACCCUGAUGCAACUGCUAACUGCGCUUACUGUACCUACACUGUUGGUGAUGAAUACUUGGCAUCAAUAUCUAGUAAGUAUAGUUACAUCUGGAGAAACUUCGGACUCUUCUGGCUCUACAUUGGAUUCAACUUUAUCGCGAUGCUAGGCCUAUAUGUAGUGUUCCACUCUACGUUCUCCUUCAAGAAGCAUCUGUUCAGAAAAUAG
Messenger RNA from Eremothecium cymbalariae DBVPG#7215, 4425 nucleotides. RefSeq lists its product as uncharacterized. Gene Ontology annotation, cellular component: membrane. Gene Ontology annotation, molecular function: ATP hydrolysis activity; ATP binding; ABC-type transporter activity. Lineage: Eukaryota; Fungi; Ascomycota; Saccharomycetes; Saccharomycetales; Saccharomycetaceae. The transcript has a single exon. The coding region runs from base 1 to 4425 and encodes 1474 amino acids. Gene Ontology annotation, biological process: transmembrane transport. The record is from RefSeq and is a predicted model, not a curated record.